CAUUGACGUGGGCGGCUGGAUUUAUCGGACCGUUCGCUGCCUGUAUUGUCGGGUUAACAGCCGUUACAAUUGAUACAACAACAUCGGUGGCUAGGAGAGACGUCCAUUCAAUCUUAAAGAUGAUAUCCCAGGAGAAUUGCAACAGGGGUCUAAUUAUGCCAUAUAUGCUGUAUGAUAUCCUCGAGUUUCCAUCCGUUACGGAGUACAAGCUGGAUGCAUUCACGAUAUUCUUGACGAGUGGACAGCCUAUACCCGAUGUUAUAUUUGACGGAAUCCUAAAAGCACUGCCGAAAUCAAGUAUGGUUGCAUCUUAUGGAACAACUGAAACAUAUGUAAUAUCUUGUCAAUUUCAUGAUGUUACCCCAGAUGUAAAGGCAGACCAAAUGGGAACGAUUGGCUACCCUUUCCCUGGUUUUGAAGUCAGGAUAACUGAUGAUAACGACCAGUUGGUACCAGACUUUGGAUACCUCACCGAAAAGGGCUACCUUGUCUUCACAAGUAAAUCGUGCGGCAUGAUAAAACGUGGAACCGUCCUCAUAGCUCCAGGAAGCAUAGAAAACGUUAUUCUGGAUCAUCCAGUGAUCAGCAAGGUCAUUGUUGUGGGGGUCCCUGAUCCUAGACUUUAUGAGGAGUUAUGCGCAUGCGUCGUACUUCACCCUGGUGAAUCUACAACAGAAAGGGAUAUUAUCGAUUAUUGUAACGAAAAAUUCACUGAACAAACUCUUGAUGGACUGUCAUCAACGCCAAAGUUUGUGAUCAUAAUGGAAGACUUUCCGAAGUUGCCGAAUGGUAAACCAGAUAAAAUUAGCCUCGGGAAGUUGGCGGCAAACAAGUGUUUUACUUAA
Molecule: messenger RNA, 845 nt
Organism: Owenia fusiformis
Lineage: Eukaryota; Metazoa; Annelida; Polychaeta; Sabellida; Oweniidae
Source: the annotation of a GenBank genome assembly